AUGGCGACAAGCAGCGAAGCAUCGCAGCUCACGUUCUACCCGGCAUUCUGCUUCAAGGCGUCCCCGACUCAUUUCACCUGGGUAAAGAUGAGUGCAGCAGAUGUGCAUGGGUUGAAGAGAAAGUCUGAAUUUGGGGACCAAGGCCUAUUCUUCUACCUUAACCAUCCGAUCCGCUUCGUCUCGGUAAUGGGCAUCAUUGUGGCCAGGACCGAAGUCCCACGCAGAACAAUCCUCACCCUAGACGACAGCAGCGGCGCAACGAUCGACAUCGUGGUCCUGCGAGCGGAGGAGUCGGAGUCCCAGCGCGGAACCAGUCCAAGCCUCAAAUCCGAACCCGAACUUGACGGCCUGCAUCCCGUCCAGAGACAGCCCCAACCACACCUGACAGCAACAACGCAAACGGCUCUCUCCAUCGAGGCCCUUGCAGUCGGUGCCCCGGUGCACAUCAAGGGCACGCUCUCGGUGUUCCGCUCCACGGUGCAGAUCCAACUCGAGCGGUUCUUCCCCGUGCGGGAAACCGGCGCGGAAAUGCGGUUUCUCGAUCAGCGGUGUCGGUUUCUGGUUGAGGUGCUUUCUGUGCCGUGGUGGGUUGGGGAAGCGGAGAUGGCGCGGCUGCGGGAGAUGGUGGAUGAGGAAGGGAGGAAGGUGGAGGGGGACCAGGAGAGGCGGGCGAGGCGGGCGAGGAGGCGCGCGGAGAGAGAGGAGAGGGACCGGGGCAGGAUUUGGGGGAUCUGGGAGAGGGAGGAGGCGCAGAGGGAGAGAGAGGCAGAGAGGUGUAGGGAGGAUGGCGUGGCGUUGAUGCGGGAGCUUGAAGGUGCGAAGUUUGGCUGUUAGCGGCUGUGGAGGAUAGAAUAUAGGUUACGACGUUAUGAUUUGUAUAGAUAUGAUAUGACUCGUGUCAGUGAGCAUGACCCUUGUAUAUAUAGUAUAGUAUGUUACUUGUUUAAUGUGCAUGAGUUUUGGGGGGGGAUGUCUAUAUAAUUGUGGUAUACAGUGUAGCUAAGCUACUAACUAGUCAG
Aspergillus ochraceoroseus IBT 24754 is the source of this 1019-nucleotide messenger RNA. RefSeq names its product OB-fold domain-containing protein. The record is from RefSeq and is a predicted model, not a curated record. Bases 1 to 834 code for a protein of 277 amino acids. NCBI's taxonomy places the organism in Eukaryota, Fungi, Ascomycota, Eurotiomycetes, Eurotiales, Aspergillaceae. The transcript is spliced from 2 exons.